AUGGCUGAAGAGGGCCAACAGCGACCCGUGAACACGGCAUUUGCGCCACCGCCGCCCUUAUGGAAACACUUUACGCGCGAGAAUAUCGACAAGCUGGACGAGAUCAAAGCCGAAGCUUCCAAGGGUGAAGACGGGCGGCCGAAUAAGAAAAAGCAGUGGACAUCAGCAGAAUUGCGCGCUCUAGAGCUACCUUCAGAGCUCCGAUACCUCGUGCCGCCUAACAUCCCUGACGGGCAAUACAGUGUCUUUGGCGAAUUGCAAACCCUAUCUACUGCACUACCCUCACUACAGGAACAAGGAAUUGAACAGCUCUACCCAGAACCCUCUACAGCCGACGAUUCUUCGCAGCCCUCCCCUCCCCUCAACCACGCAUACUACCUUCUCAAAAUCAGCAAAUCUCUGCUGCUCAACUUCCUGGAAUUUGUCGGUGUCUUAUCCGUAUCACCUGAGCAAUUUGAAUCUAAAGUCGAGGAUCUGCGCAACUUGUUCAUCAACGCCCAUCAUCUUCUCAACCUCUACCGUCCCCACCAAGCCCGCGAAUCACUCAUCAUGAUGAUGGAAGAACAGCUCAAACACAGCCGAGAGGAAAUGAACCAAAUGGAUAAAGUCAAAGCGGAAGUGGAAAGCGUCCUAGAGCAAUUACAACUAGAGGGUACUCGUGCGGACGCAGCUAGGUUAGAGCAGGAUACCGACCACGCCAAAGCGCUGAGAGAAAAGGCCGAUGAGCACUCUCGACUGAUUUGGGAUCUAUUGGAUAAGGAAAACUGA
Molecule: messenger RNA, 768 nt
Organism: Penicillium paradoxum
Lineage: Eukaryota; Fungi; Ascomycota; Eurotiomycetes; Eurotiales; Aspergillaceae
Gene: med7
Product: mediator complex subunit MED7
Exons: 2
Coding region: 1-768 (255 amino acids)
Biological process (GO): regulation of transcription by RNA polymerase II
Cellular component (GO): core mediator complex; mediator complex
Molecular function (GO): transcription coregulator activity
Source: RefSeq, a predicted model, not a curated record